Brugia pahangi is the source of this 1023-nucleotide messenger RNA. The record is from the annotation of a GenBank genome assembly. NCBI's taxonomy places the organism in Eukaryota, Metazoa, Nematoda, Chromadorea, Rhabditida, Onchocercidae.
AUGAUUCAAUGUUUCAGUGAUGCAACAGUUGAUAAUUUGAAAAUGAUCGCAUCAGCACAUACAUUAUUUUCGAUGUUAGCAAAUGCAACUAAACAACGUCAUUUAUCAAGUAUCAACAAAAAUUUAUCAUUAAAAUAUGCUAUUACUAAUAAUCAUAUGAACAAUUUUAUUGAUAAUAAUACAUUACAUUCAAUUAAUAGUACUAUUACUGAUAUUAAUAGUACUUCAACAAUAAAAUUGUUAGUAUUAACAGCAACAACAAUAACAACAACAGCAUUAUCAUCAUCAACAACAACAACAACUACUACUACAACAACAAUUACUACUAAUAUAACACCUAUUACUACUACUAUUACUAUUACUAGUAAUACUACUACUACUGUUCCUGCUGCUACUACAGCUAAUGAUGAUAUGACUACUACUAUUGAAGCAGUUAAAUCGAAAUUUGAUUCUAAAACUGAUAAAUAUGAUGAAAAUAUAAACACUGCUGCCAGCGAUUCAAUAAGUUCAACAAAUUCAGAAUUUGAAAUGUAUAAUUUAGCUACAAAUAAAAUUACACCAAGAAUAUUAGAUGUAACAGCAACCAGACGAAAUGCCAUGUAUCCGGAAGCAACAUCAAUACAUAGUAUGAUUUCAUCGAGCUCUGAAAUAUUUUCGAAAACAAAAAUGUUAGAUAAAAUGAUGUUUACAACAAUAACAGCAACAACAGUAACCACUAUUACUAUUACGACAACAGCAACAACAAUUCAAAAAGAAAAUAUUUACAACAAUGAUGUUACAUUGAAUGAAAUAGAACAAAAGCACGAAAGCACGAAAAUUUCACCUAUCAAUGAAAUCAAUAAUACAUUUCUGGGGUCAAAUAGUAGUAGCACUACGUUUACAAAUUUAUGCACUACUAUAUCAGUACCUGGAAGCAGUAUCACAAACACUAUGUUUACUGAUACUAGUAGUACAAGCAGCACUAUCACUGAUGCACUUCCACUCAGUUCUUCAGAUAAUAAAAUUAUCCAGCAAUCAGUGUAA